GACAAUUUGACGAUGAAGUUCUCCGCCUCCAUCCUCGCCUGGGCCUUGUUCGUGGGGGCGACUCUUGGAGCGCCUUUGCUGGGAAAUGUCGAGGAUCCAAAUAACGGGACAAUCAACAUUGUGAAAAGGGCGGGCCCAGCGGCGGGGAAGAGUGAUUUAAAGAAAGGUUUGCUGUGUGAAAGUACGAAGGGCGUGGAGGAGAUUAGAGGAUACUUCCCCGUUGGCAAAGGUAUGAAGCUCUGGUUCUGGUACUUCUCUGCCCGUUCCGAUACGGCCAAAGAUGCACCGCUCGUGGUAUGGCUCAACGGUGGACCUGGCGCAAGUAGCAUGGGCGGGCUCUUUCAAGACAACGGACCCUGCCAGUUCUCCGAGGGCUCAACAUCCCCAUCCCGCAACCCGAAUAGCUUCAACAAUGUCGCAAACAUGCUCUAUAUUGACCAGCCUGCGGGUGCCGGCUUCUCCUUCGGCUCCGACAAGAACGAGGUCAAUGGCAUCAACACUUCACGCCUCGCUAUCAAGUACGUAUAUGAGUUCCUCCAAGAGUUCCUUGCGCACAAGGAAUUUGCGCAUCUAGCGAAAAGAAAGUUUGGCAUUGCGACCUCGUCGUAUGGUGGGCAUUGGGGGCCGGAGCUCGCUGUGCAUAUCCAGGAGCAAAACAAGAAAGCCAAAACGAAGAUCAAUCUGGCAGGUCUUGCCAUCAACAGCGGACUGUUCGAUCUAAGCAUACAGUACCCAGCCAUGGUAGAAUACUCCCUCGAGAAAAAAUCCAUCGACAAGGCCAAACACGACAAAAUCAUGAAAGAUUACAAGACUAAAUGCGAGCCUCUGUUGGCUGCAUGCAAGAAGACGGACAAAGAUGAAGAUUGCAGCAAGGCGGACGAUGCAUGCUAUCCUACCGUGGAAGAACCGUUGGAGGAGGUACGAGAGUGGGUUUAUGAUGUCAGAGGAAACAAGUAUAAGCCAUCCGUCGCGUAUAAGGAAUGGUUGAAGAAGUCCGCAAAGGAAGUCGGAGCUCUGGUGGAGUUCAGUGGGAACCUGGGUGAGACCAAUGACAUCUUCAACCGCUUCACCUCGACCGGCGAUACUGCGCGUUCUAUGAUGUCUCAACUCUCCGAAGUGGUCAAGGCAAAUAUCCCCACCUUGCUUUGGGUUGGCGAUCAAGACGCCCUGACCACCUACAUUGGUGUUCGUGAAGUGGCCGAAGCGGUUGUUCACGGCGGCCAGGCAGCUUUCAAAAAGAAGGUUCCAGGGAAAUGGACUGUCAAAGGGAAGGAGCAGGGACUUUUCAAAACUCAGGGCAAGCUUUCGUAUUUGCAGCUCAAAAACGCGGGGCACAAUGUCCAAUUUGGUCAGCCCGAAAAUUCACUUCAAGCUUUCACCCAGUUUUUCGGGGGUAAGGGUACUAUAUCGAGUUCUUAA
Periconia digitata is the source of this 1419-nucleotide messenger RNA. NCBI's taxonomy places the organism in Eukaryota, Fungi, Ascomycota, Dothideomycetes, Pleosporales, Periconiaceae. The record is from the annotation of a GenBank genome assembly.